GCGGAGGCGGCAGCAGCGCCGGAAGUAUGGCAGCUACGUAUUUCCGGUUGUGAGCCUCGCACUGUCAUUGUUGCAGGAGCCAUGAUGAUGGGAAGUGGAAUGAAUCUGUGGCCCGGCGGGCCGACACCGGGAUCCUUAUAUUCCUUCCCUGGAGGGGACACCAGGACCGGCGAGGGGCCACACAGACACACACUGUAAGCAGGGGGCCAGGAGCAGUGUCUUCAAUAUUAUAGUAUUAGCAGCAAGGGCCCCCAGGGGCCAGGAGCAGUGCCUUCAAUAUUAUAGUAUCAGCAGCAAGGGCCCCCAGGGGCCAGGAGCAGUGCCUUCAAUAUUAUAGUAUCAGCAGCAAGGGGCCUGGGGGGAGAGGGGGGUACAGGGGGCCAGGAGCAGUGCCUUCAAUAUUAUAAUAUCAGCAGGGAGAGCCGGGGGAGUGGGGGGACAGAGGGUCCUGGAGCCCCCCAGAGAGUCAGGGAGAGGGACAGCCUGUGUGUUAUUGGGGGUCCUGGGUAGUUCAGUCUGGGAAAGGGGGAGAACCAGGAAUAGUAAAUGGAGGGGAGGGGGGUGAGAUUUGAUUACCAUUUAAAGUGUCUAAGGGAGAGGAACUAUUUGGCAUAGUAAAGGGGGUGUUUAUAACCAAGUAAAGGGUCUGAGAGAGGGAGAACCAUGCAUAGAGAAUGGGGGUCCAUGGUAAGCAAAUAUAAAAGGGUCUGGGAGAGAGAGAGAACAAGGCAUAGUAAAGGGGGUGUUUAUAACCAUGUAAUGGAUCUGGGAGAGAGGGAGAUCUUGGCAAUUGUUUAGAGGGGCUUUGGUUUCCUCAUUAUUAUUAUUUAUAUAGCGCCAUCAGAUUCUGUAGCGCUGUACAAUGGGUGGACUAACAGACAUGUAACUGUAACCAGACAACUCGACGUACAGUAACAGAGGGAUGGAGGGCCCUGCUCAAUGAGCUUACAUUCUAGAGGGAGUGGGCUAUGGUGACACAAAGGGUAAAAGUAGGGGUACGAAGUAGGUUGUUAGAAAAGUAUUCACUGAGGGCUUAGUAGGUAAUUUUUGACAGUUGCAGGAGGGGAGUCAUGGAGGGUGGGGGAUGAAAACCUGCUAACAGUUUAAUUGAUAUGUUUUCUUGAAGAAGUGAGUUUUCAAUGAUUUUUUUUAAAUGAGUGGAGACUGGGUAAAAUUCAUACGGAGAAGGGAGUUUCACAGAAGAGGUGCAGCCCUGGAGAAAUCUUGAAUGCGAGCAUUAGACGGACAGAGGAUAUAAGUAGGUCAGAGUGUAGGGGCCUCGACCGGACAUACUUGUGUAUUAGGGAGGAUAGGUAAAUUGUAAAAGUGUAAAGAGUGCAAGAAAGAUGAAAGCUUUUGGGGUAAUAUAGAAGGGUCCUGCAAUAGAGAAAUAUUGUGGGAUAGUGUGGGGGUUUAGGUGCCCCAAUUUUGAGUCAGAGAGAGAGGAAUGCCACCCAAGUGGUAUAAAGCAGGAAUGAGUAACCUUUCCUUAACAUUUCCUGUGUUGUUCACCCAGAAUUUGUCAGGCAUCACAAUGCCAGACCCUUUAGAUGAACUCUAACGCUAUGAUUUUUGGUACAUCUUUUACAGGCCAUCAACAUCUGGCCAGAGCUUAAGAUCCCUGGUGAAGGCAUUUUGAAAACAUGUGGGGGUGCCUUAGUUAGCCAUCGCUGGUAUAAAAUGGGGGUUAUGAGAGACUUUGAAAUGGGUCUGAGAGGAAGAUGACCCACUAGGUUAUGAUAUUAGAGGCCUUCCUAGUGUAUUUUGUAUAUAUGAGUUAUAGUGCUUCAAAGACCCAUAAAGUACUAUAGGUCCUGGGUCAUCUGUAAAUGGACUGGACAGUAGAAGCUUAUCAGUGAUGUAUAGUGGUCAUGAUAGCCCAAUAUUGAGUCAGUAUGAAUGACUGUAAAUGUAGUGGGAUCAAGUUCUACAGUUCUGACUGAGAAAGGAACGUGUAGAGGGUUCUGGACGACUAAAACUGACUAUUUGACGGAGAGAGCCCUGGUGAAUACAGGUUGUUAAUGGUUUCCCAUUAUUUAAUCUGUGAAAGAUGAAGUACUGGUGUUCCCAUACCAGAUCUAUCAUACAUUUAAACAUUCUUUUUCUACUUGCUUUGGCUCAGGACAAAUGUCUUAGGAUAUAAAUUGGUUUUCUAGGCCUCUGGAUUUUAGAAAUAACAUUAUAUUCAAUGAUUUAUUAUCAAGCUAUUAAAUAUUUACAUAGAUUUCUGGGGCUUAUUAAAAAAACAAACUGAAUUUGGCAUUUAAGGCCCAGUAAUGCGUUUUGUUGUUAAAUGCAUGAGUCUCAUGAAGAAAGAAAAAAUAAAAAAAUCUCCGUACAGAUUGCACAUUUGCUUUCACUUUCAUUUUUAAACCUUGUUUGAGUUUGUUCCGAGGCAGCAAUCCUGUGUAGGAGUGUGCCUGAUGCAUUUUUUUCUAAUGCACGUCAUGCAUGGUGGAUCCUGUAAUUGAAUAAAUAAAAGUCAAAAGUGCACCAUUGUUCCUUAUUCAGAAGAAUAAUUAUAUAUUGCAUGGAUGAAUUAUAAAUAAUUUUGGCUAUAUCUUGAUGAAGUUUAAGUGAGCAGUAUCUGCUAAUUUUAUUCUGUAUGGUUAACUUUUUCAAAAAUCCAAUCCAAAUCUUUGUAGGAACCCUAUGGUAACAGGAACCUCUGUACUGGGGGUGAAGUUUGAUGGGGGAGUGAUUAUUGCUGCGGAUAUGCUGGGAUCGUAUGGUUCAUUGGCUAGAUUCCGAAACAUCUCUAGGUUAAUGAAAGUGAAUUCAUGCACCAUGUUGGGCGCUUCUGGCGAUUACGCAGAUUAUCAGUACCUGAAGCAAGUCAUUGACCAGAUGAUGUAAGUUCUGAUUAUUAAACAUAUAGUUCAUAUAGUCCUUGUUUCUGUCAUGCCUGCCCAGAGGUAGUUUGUAUCCUCCUUUCUGUAACUUAUUGAUUAUAACUGGUUUUCUUUCAUAUUAUUACAUUAAGUUGAAACAGAUAUGUAUUCUAGGUGCAUUUUGUCAAGCUGUCUGGUUUUCUAGAGUGUAAGAAAGAAUUACUAAGAGGCAAUUCUUUAUCUUUUUUAUCUUUAAUUUUUGGCGUAAAUAAUAUUGUAUGUGGACUCUUUCAGAAUUGAUGAGGAGCUUCUGGGAGAUGGCCACUCAUACAGUCCUAAGGCUAUGCACUCGUGGUUGACACGUGUUAUGUACAACCGAAGAAGCAAGAUGAAUCCUCUGUGGAACACCGUGGUAAUUGGAGGUCUCUAUAAAGGAGAGAGGUGGGUCUAACCUUAUUGUUCUUUAAUAAGCCCUUUUUGUUUUCUGUAUGGAGCUAUGUGGUUGUAAAAGUUGGAUUAGAGUUGCACGCUUCUAGAUCGAGCCACUUUGUGUACUGUAAAUUGAUAGAAAUCCACAUAAUCUUGGAGCCAGGCUGGGCAAACACUCAGAUGUAUAGCCAUGGCUCCUGUAUGUUUUCUGCUUCUCACUAAGUUCUCAAUCAUGAUUAUCUGAUAAAUAUUUACAGAAAUGUGCAGAUGGGUAGGCCAUACCCGUAGGAAUAGGAUUGGCAGAAAUUAACAGAUCUCAAAAAUGACCAAAAGAUGGUUCCUGAAGAUUAUUCCAGAGUUUCUGUGAUGUAACUGUUCGAAUCAUAGAGCGGGCUUCCUGAUCAGCAAGUUCGCUAUAUUUCUGAAUAAAGGAAUACUAUAAAGUUAGCAAUACAGAUUUUUAUUCCUAACACUGUAGUGUUCCUGUCUCUACUGGUGUUUUACUCACCUUGAUCCAACUCAUAAGCUCCCUCGUCACUGCCCCGCCGAUGUUACUCUUACAGUACAGGGUUAAGGGGACAGGAACACUGCAUACAGACCACUUCAUUCAGAAGUGUUUUUUUGUUUUUUGUUUUAUAUACACUGCACUAUUAAUAUAUAUUGUUAUUCAUUGUAGGUCCUUGUGCUUAUCUAUGAUCUUUAAUGUGCAACCAUUGAUACUUUUUACUUGUCCUGCAUACUAAUGUAUAGCCCCUAUCUAGAUAAGUAAAAAGUGGACAACGAAUUUCAACUUUGAAGGAGCUGCUACAUCUCCCAUGAUUAUUUUCUACAGAGACAUCCUAGUUUGAUGUAGUUUCACUGCAAAUGGAGAGUUACCUGUGGGAUUAACCUUUAAGAAAAACCCUUCUUAAUUCAUUUGUACCUUAAAGUCUACAAUAUCCAGAUUCACAUGCUUAAACUUACAACUGUCUUUCAUUGUAUAUCUCUGUGUAGUUUCCUUGGGUAUGUGGACAAGCUCGGUGUGGCUUAUGAAGCUCCAACAAUUGCAACUGGAUUUGGGGCAUACCUUGCACAGGUGGGUUUGAGAUAUUGUUUGAAACAGAUGUUCCUGCGUCUCUUUCUGUGAUUAACACAUUUGGGUGAUUUAUAAAAGCAUAGCUGUGGGAAACCAUGAGAUUAUCUCUGAGCAUUGUUAAGUGGUUUAGUUUAGGCCUUCAACAUAUAUAAAAUUAUAGAAAGAUGUGAUAACAUUCUUAUGAUGUGUGCAGCAUGGUUUUGGGAAGGCCCAGUUUAAAAACAGGGUGAUAGAUUGCACAGCUGCUCCAGGACAAAUUCACAACUCUUUGGGAUUAGGAAAACCCAUGGAGUUAUGUAUAAAAUGGUGCUACUAAUAAUAAUAAUGUUGUGAUUCUCUAAAUAGACUUUGUCACACAGAAUACUAUUGUGACUGUUUUAUUUAACUGAGAUAAUUCAAACCACACAGAUAAAGGAUGAGGAGAAUUUGAAUGUAAGAAAGUAAUCUAAACAAUGUAUCCUAGUUUUGAAUAAUGUGACAUACCUCUUAUAUUACUUAUGGCACAGAAGACACUCAUGCAUUUUUAUGAUUGCUUUAUACCAAUCGGCUGAUAGUGUGUCACAAUUGAGCUACUUAUCUUGUGCCAAUAUUUUUAUCAUCCUUGUUUUCCAGGCCAUAAAUAAUGAUCCGAAAACAUUACAAAAACAAAUUAAUGUUUUGAGCAGAUAGCAUUUUAACUUGCUCUCAGAUCCAACUAUACUGAAUUAAGAUGGUUUAUGUCAUAACUUGUUUCCACCUAUAGCCUCUAAUGAGAGAAGUUUUGGAGUCUAAACCGUCCCUGACCAAAGAAGAGGCCCGCGCGCUGGUGGAGCGCUGCAUGAAAGUUCUUUAUUACAGAGAUGCCCGCUCUUAUAACAGAGUAAGUGCCCUGCUAGAGCAGUAAAUAUAUUCUGUAUAUUGGGCAUAAGCUGUCAUGCUAAUCCCGGUUACUUAAUUCUUGCAGUAUGAAAUUGCCACAGUAACAGAGAGUGGAGUGGAGAUCGAAGGACCCCUCAGUUCAGAAACAAACUGGGAAAUUGCGAACCUUAUCAAGUGAGAUUUUAAUUAAAUAAACUUCUAUAAUCAGUAUUACACUGCGGCUCUUUUGUUAAUCCAAUUUAUUUUCUUUUGUAGGGGGUUUGAAUAGAAUCUGAAGUACAGACCAGCUACUGCAUCAAAACUAUAUUAUUUUUCUUUUGAGUUGUCUGAAUAAAAUAAACUGUUUUUUUGUAAAUUUAAAAGAAAGCCUUUGUUUGUUUUUGUUUUCCGGAAAAGGGUACAUUCUCUAUUUUUUGCUUCCAAACCAG
Pelobates cultripes (western spadefoot toad) is the source of this 5621-nucleotide messenger RNA. Lineage: Eukaryota; Metazoa; Chordata; Amphibia; Anura; Pelobatidae. The record is from the annotation of a GenBank genome assembly.